Rotaria sp. Silwood2 is the source of this 532-nucleotide messenger RNA. Lineage: Eukaryota; Metazoa; Rotifera; Eurotatoria; Philodinida; Philodinidae. The record is from the annotation of a GenBank genome assembly.
AUGGAAUGUUUGGCCAACGAAUUAUUGAAUUUCAAACUAAUUGCACCAAUAGUAUGUGUAAUAUCGAAAAAAAAAACAUUAGAAUGUAUUAAUCCUAAUUAUUACUUAACAUAUGUCUUCUCCAGUCGAAUCUGGAACGAUUCGAUGCAGAAAACCAUAGUAUCUGUGAAAAGUUAUGAAAUUAUUUUAUUAGAAAGUCAAAUUUGGGAUCUUACCAGAUAUGGUAGUGAUAGCCGUAAACUAUAUUUACAAAAUAUGGAUAAAUGCUUUUCAAAAUUGAAAUUAAUGAACAAGAUUAUACUUUGGAUUACAACACCACCUGUAAACGAUAUCAAACAUCCAAUUUUGAAUAAUCUUCUUUUAAUGGCAAAUUCAUUGAUAAUAACCAAAGCACGAGAAUAUGGUUUUCAUGUUAUAGAUUUAAAUGAAUACUUCAAAAAUUACUUACAUCUGUGUGGCACUGAUGGUAUACAUUGAAGUUCGAAAGGGCAUCGACUGAUCACGCAUUAUGUGAUGAAAUGUUUUUCACAAG